This is a messenger RNA of Hyalella azteca, 3075 nucleotides long. Its product is annotated as DDB1- and CUL4-associated factor 12 homolog. The record is from RefSeq and is a predicted model, not a curated record. Gene Ontology annotation, molecular function: protein binding. The transcript is spliced from 8 exons. NCBI's taxonomy places the organism in Eukaryota, Metazoa, Arthropoda, Malacostraca, Amphipoda, Hyalellidae. Gene Ontology annotation, cellular component: Cul4-RING E3 ubiquitin ligase complex. The coding region runs from base 298 to 2031 and encodes 577 amino acids.
AGUGAAAAUCUCUGCAGAUUGUUAACCCUCAUCUCAAUUACAGAAUUAUUUUGAAUUUUAGCAGUUCUAAUACACUCAUAGAUCAUUUUUAUUGUGCAAUGAAAGAGGCAGAUUGUAAUUUUAAAAAUGUAAAGUCUUAUUAUUUGCUGGAGCCUCAUUUAACCAUGUUUCAAAUUUUUGUAAUCACUUCAAGACUUUGUUGAAUCAAGCUUGGCCACCUCAUUUAACCAAGUCCUGACUGAAAACUAAAUCAUUGUUUUCAUUUACAGUUGAUGCACUCCGACUAAAUAUAUUACCAUGGCUUUGGUGACAACUCUGCGUUGUCGGGUACGAGGUCGUUUGCCUGCUCGAUUUGUACAGAAGAGGAAAGCCAAAAGCAACUGCUUCAACAGACAGCGGGUUGGUCAUUUCCCCAUCAUGCUAAUGGAACCUGAACCAAAGAUUGAUGAUUUCAUGCUAUAUAGUGAGCCAGAUGAGGAUGAAGAAGAAGAGCUUGAUGCCCAAGCAAUGGCGGCUGCAGCUGCUGCUGAGCAUGCUGCUGAAGCGGCUAGUCGAAUCAGCAGUGAUAUUGAAGAGGAGGACGAAGCUUCUGAUGACACAGAGAGAGACGACAGCGUUGACGUUCCUCCUGCUCCUCGCAGAAAUCAGAGGCUUCCUGCUGUGCUAGAACGUGGUGCUGCCAGUACUGCACCUCCUAAGCCAUUCAGGCAGGGAUACCCGCUUGUGAGAUACAACUUGGCGACAUUCUUCAUUCAUAGAUGUCUGCCAGUGAGCUACAACGUCGCUGACUACACUCUUACGCGUUCGCUGAGCCUAAGUCGUCACGAAUCUUUGCACGUGAGCGCCGAGUACAGCACUCGACACAUGCUCACCUCGGGAAUGUUCAGGGAGCUGCCCGUAUCCCUGAUACCACCUCCCCCGCAGCCGCAGCAACCUAAUGCUGACCCAACUGCUGCUCGUCGCAACAGCAUUGUGGAUAAGGUAUUUUGUUCGCAGUGGUUGAGUAGCAGCAAGAUUAUCAUGGGCACGAAAUGCAACAGAAUCAAAGUGUAUGAUUCCAAAACGUGUUCAAUUUUAGACAUUCCACGUUUGUGUCCGCCUGUACCCGAACUUUCACCUACUGUCAAUCCCCACGGUGUUUAUGCCAUUGAAAUUAAUCCGUCACGGACCCUUCUCGCGACCGUGACGCAAGGCGGCCGUAACGUCGCUGUUUAUAGACUACCAGAUCUUGCACCUUUUUAUUACGGACACAAGUCACACACUGACGGUAUUUUAGAUCUAUGUUGGCUUGACGACAACUUCCUGGUCUCAGGAGGUAUGGACCGGAGAAUGGCACUCUGGAGAAUAGAUGACUACGACCAUAGAACUGUAUUCCUAGAUUCCCUCGAUGACGAUCGCCCAGAACUCGAAGUUCCACCGUUACAAGCGAUUGCACCCCUUAGAAUUAAGAAAUGUUUCGGGGCCGACAAAGUACGUGGUAUCAUAUUCAACCAAAGAAAUAACGAGAUUGUUGCACUCUCUACCAACGCGUAUCUGCAUAUUUGGAGCCCAGAAAGAUUUUAUCAGAAGAUGUCUCGGAAGUUGCCGCACGCCAUGGAAAACGUGUGCCUCACACAAAUGAAGGAUUCCUCGCUUUACGCUGUCGGCUCCAAAUCUCAUUUCACUCUACUCGACCCCAGAACUCUGCAUUAUGUUAAAAAGGUGAGCGCACGCAUCAACGGAUGCAGCGUCAAGUCCCUGAGCUUCCACCACGACAUCUUGACGGUGGGCACGGCCGUGGGCGCCAUCCUCUUCUACGACAUGCGUGCUGGCAAAUACAUGGAGAGCACCAUGAACAGUGGUCGGGCGGUAAUGCUGAAGUGCUCGCGAGGCUUCGUGCACCUGGAGGAGGCGGCGAUGGAGAUGCCCAACAUAGACUACUCCCCCACCGUCUACACCCACUGCUACGAUCAAUCCGGCACGCGUCUUUUCGCUGCUGGGGGGCCGCUGUCCGUCACCGUACGUGGUCAUUACGCUGCUAUAUGGCGGUAGCACUCGAGUGCGCCGGGUCCUGCAACUCUGAAAACUUCCAAUAAGCUGACAUAUAAAGUUAGACUGACACAUAGUCUGUUAUACUGAUACAUAUUAAGUUAAAGUAUUACUGAGUAGAAGGUUACUGAGUGGGUGUUCAACCAAAGGUCGUUGGGCUACUAGUAUUUUUAAACAGUAGUUUUAACGAUUUUGUAAGUUGGUUCAUGCUUCAUGCAUGUUUUAUUUGCGCUAACAUUCGUUGGAUAGUGUUUAUACAUGAGACGGACUGGAGUAAAACUAGUAUUAUACAUAUGACUCUGAGUCGGAGUAGUUUCAAAUUUUUUAUUAACUUCCUUAUUUUCGAUAACAGUUGAUAAUGUUCUUCAAUGGAAUUUUCAGUUGAGGAUUUUUACAGUUUUAAUUCAUUUUGUAUCGUUUCUUUUUUACCUUCUGAUAAUUCUUCGUUGCCAUGCGGUUGGCUCUGAGAAAUUUACGUUUCUGCUGGCCUGUUGGUGAUUGGUGCAAUUUGCUUCUAUGAACCCUCAUAGAGCUUAAAUAUUUUCAGUCGGGUUAACGCAAACCAUAUGAAAAAUAAAAUGUAUUUUGUUUCAUAGUUCCAUUCUUAUGCGGAUUAUAGUGAAGUUAUAAUUGCUGAUUGUUUCCAUGAUCGAGAUGGGAUUUAUUCCUCUGAUAAUUCGUAAGCGGUUAGUGUUCGCGCCCGAAGCAGUUUUCUUAAAGAAUAAGUUUCAACUGAAGUUGGCGUAACAGGUGUUGACUUAAAUAGUUAUAAUUUCUCAUACGUUUUAAAAAUUUUAUUUUAAUUUCUUUAAAUUGUAUUUUAUUAUUUCUCUGCAAAUGCUUUAUUGACUGUGCGUUGACUCAGAAUCUCAGUUUUUAAUUGCUUGAGGUUCGAGGGUUUACCUGAGGCAGUUGCUCAUUUCUAUGAUUUAAAUUAUUUCUGUUCCUGCAUAUUCUCUUGAAUUUUUUUUUACAAACAAUAGUUCGUUUUUCGAGUAAUCAGAGCUUUAUAUGUAAGAAAAAAGUCGCGUGGAUUUAAAAUUGUAG